AAUUCUCACUACUACUCCUAACACCCCUCCCUCUCUCUUGAGAACAACCAUACCCUCAGCCGUCCUUGUUGAUCAAGGCUUUGCUUCUUCAUAAUCCGCCGAUCAAGCUCCUGGAGAGCUUCUUGAUCCGCCUUUCUUCACUACCACAUCUGCCGGUCAGAUCAGACUCUCAACCCCGUUUUGUUACAGUCGCCGGUCGACUAUUUACACCUUUCCCACGUCAAUUUAUAUAUACACUCGUCGCUAUGCCCGCGCAACGGAGACAAGCGACUCAUAGCGUCCGUCACCGCUCUUCUCCCAUUCUCGCCGACGAAGCUGCCUUUAAGACAAGAUCACAGCCGUUACUCGCACCAGUACUGGCACAGAGCUACGGCUACGUCCCACCCAUGCAACAGUUCAUCGACCUGACUGGCGACUCACCAUACGUUGCUCAGGACGGCUUUUCACUUGAUCCGCGUUACCUGGCGCAGGGUGGACCUUUACAGGUGGAGACCUAUCUGAAUGAAGAAGACCUUUUGGCGAGUGCGCCAGUCUCCAAUGGUCUCCUCGCUCCGGAGAUCCCUGCCGCUGUACCUGCUCAACACUCCAUGUACUUGGCGCCAUCACCGUACAUGGACGAAGCUCAGUUUCUAUCAACACCAGCUUACGUUCAGAAUCAGCUAUUCAUGGAUUCUAUGCUUAACAUGGCGGAGGUUCCAUACGGGUCGCUCUACCCGACUUUUGAGCCUAAAGUUCCUAUCCAAAUCUACACAGCUCCGCCAAUGUCGAACGUUCUUAGCCAGUAUUCCAACAUCGACUCGAAUGAUAUCGCUAACUCUGACGCUUACGACUCUACUGCUUACUACUCUUCUGGUUCGAGCAUCUACUCGCCUUCGUUCCCACCCUCGGACACCGACCUUUUCAGUGGUACCGAGCAGACACCGAGUCCCGAAAUGAUGACCACCGCAGCUUUCAUGACACCUAACCCGUACACUUCGGCGCCAUCAGGGGCAUUCUUGGAUUUGACCACUAUGUGUCAGAACACUCCCGGUCUUCGGCCUAGCCCGGUUUCCGCUGCUUUCCCUGCGAUCGCCAACCCACGCAUGCUUCCUUCAGCGCCUACCAGUGACGAGGAGGAUCACUGCCGUUCCUCUCCAGAGCUGCACGCUAAACCUUUCGGCGGCCAGCAAAUUCGCUUCAUGCCUAACCUUGAGGGGCCUCCUGUCAAGGUUUCCCGCAAGUCUUGCACUCCUGCUCCCAGAUCCUCCACACCUAGCUGCAACCGCUCUCCCAGUCGUACACCGCAUAUCUCUUCCCGCCCUUCCCACGUCCAUCCGGAGACUAUCGCUUCUUACAUCCAAGGUCCCGAAGAAGACGGCAAGUACGUCUGUCUGUACGACAACUGUAUGAAGCGAUUCGGUCGCAAGUACAACAUCCAAUCGCACAUCCAGACUCACUUGUCUGACCGCCCUUAUCGCUGUGAGAUUUGCCGCGCUGGAUUCGUUCGUCGCCAUGAUCUCCGCCGUCACGCGCGUAUCCACGAGGGUGAGAAGCCAUACAUGUGCGCUUGCUCGAAGGGAUUCGCAAGGAUGGAUGCGCUCACAAGACACAGACAGCGCGGCAUCUGUGUCGGAGCUUUCACAACGGAAGAGGACGAUAUAAGGAAAAGACGAGGAAGAAGUGCUACGGCUUGCCCCGAGGGGAUCAAGGAGGAGGACUACCGGUCAUCCCUCUCGCCUUCUCCCGAGCCGAUGCCGUGA
This is a messenger RNA of Saitoella complicata NRRL Y-17804, 1739 nucleotides long. RefSeq lists its product as uncharacterized. The record is from RefSeq and is a predicted model, not a curated record. Bases 246 to 1739 code for a protein of 497 amino acids. Lineage: Eukaryota; Fungi; Ascomycota; Saitoellomycetes; Saitoellales; Saitoellaceae. The transcript is spliced from 2 exons. Gene Ontology annotation, molecular function: RNA polymerase II cis-regulatory region sequence-specific DNA binding; DNA-binding transcription factor activity, RNA polymerase II-specific. Gene Ontology annotation, cellular component: nucleus. Gene Ontology annotation, biological process: regulation of transcription by RNA polymerase II.